CUCCCAUCCGCCACCCGGGAGCACGCGCCCUUGGGCUGUCAAAACUCUCAUACAAUAGUUUUGUGACUCCAUCUUAGGAUUCCGUAAAGCUAUAAGAACCCGAGAUAGGAGCUCAACCACCAAGCCCAGGGCAUGCAUCAAAAUGCCACAAUUAAUCUACACGCUGUUGUUGAUGCUACUAGCGGUAGUCACGUUUGGAGACACUAAGGCAUGCAAUGAAACGUGUUCAUUUACAGUCGACUACGAGCAUGAUAGGUUCUUGUUGGAUGGAAAACCUUUUCGCUUUGUGUCUGGAUCGUUUCACUAUUUUCGCGCUCUGCCCGGUUCCUGGCGGCACAUUUUGCGUUCGAUGCGAGCCGCUGGUUUGAACGUUGUUAUGACUUACAUCGAAUGGUCAACCCAUGAACCCAAGGAGGGAAUCUAUAACUGGGAUGGCAUCGCCAAUCUGGAAGAAUUCAUUCGCAUAGCGGACGAAGAAAAUCUCUACGUUGUACUGCGACCGGGGCCAUAUAUAUGUGCAGAACGUGAUAUGGGUGGCUUUCCGUACUGGUUAUUGACGAAGUACCCGAGCAUGAAGUUGCGCACAUCUGAUGCGGACUUCCUUCGAGAGGUCGAAAAGUGGUAUGACGUAUUGUUACCUCGGAUAAAGAAAUACUUGCGUGGACAGGGAGGCCCAGUCAUCAUGGUGUCAAUUGAGAACGAGUAUGGAUCGUUCUCGGCCUGUGACCACGAAUAUUUAUCUUUUCUCAAGAAUCUGACAGAAAAAUACGUUCAGAACGAUGCAGUACUUUUUACAAACGACAUGCCAGAUCAAUUGGAAUGCGGAAGUAUUCCAGGCGUUCUAGCAACUGUAGACUUCGGAACAACCGACAAUCCCGACCAGCACUGGCAGAAGUUGCGUAAAUAUCAACCCAAAGGACCUCUUGUGAAUGCUGAAUUCUAUCCCGGCUGGUUCACCCACUGGACGGAACCGAUGGCACGAGUUGCGGUAGGCCCGGUAGCGGAUACAUUGCGUACUAUGUUGUCCAGUGGGGCCAGCGUUAACUUUUAUAUGUUCUUCGGUGGAACCAAUUUUGGUUUCACUGCCGGAGCCAACGGCGGAGGUCCGGGGGAAUACCAAGCGGAUAUCACAUCCUACGAUUACGAUGCACCAUUGGAUGAGGCGGGUGACCCAACCAGUAAAUACUACACCCUAAGGAGUGCUGUUUUAGAGUACCUUCCAGAUCCAGACGUUCCGGUUCCGCCAAGACUUCCAAAAAUGUCUCUUCCACCGGUGAAAUUGAACCGGUAUGGAUCUUUAAUGUCAACCGAAGCACGGCAAGCUCUAGGAUAUCACACAAAAUCCAGCGAGAGACCGUUAAGUUUUGAGGCCCUAGAUCAGCACUCGGGACUUGUACUGUACGAAGCAACCAUUCCUAGUGGUACAAACCGUGACCCACUACUCCUUAAGGUUCAGGAUCUUCGUGAUCGCGCUUACGUUCAUGUUAACAAUAAAUUCAUAGGUGUCCUUUACAGAGAGAAUGCCAUCGAUUCUAUACCAGUUAGCUUAGGACAAGGUGAACGGCUCCAGCUUUUGGUAGAAAAUCUAGGGCGAAUAAACUAUGCCAUUGCAAACGACUUCAAGGGCAUUCUGGGCUCUGUAACAUUUGAUGGAAAUGAAAUUUUAAACUGGACAAUGACAAGAUUUCCACUGGAGGAUUAUUCCUUGUUGCAAAACUACGUGGACCGAUACAGCGGGUAUGAGGUUGAAGCAAGCAGGAACGCAGCUGCACAAAUCUUCCAAGGGACAUUCGUUAUUCAUUCCCAACCGAUACACGAUACAUAUGUGGAUCCAACCGGUUGGGGAAAAGGAUUGAUAUUUAUCAAUGGAUUCAAUCUGGGUCGAUAUUGGCCACUGGCCGGUCCACAAGUCACCCUAUACGUACCAAGACACAUUCUCCACGAGGGAAGCAACACAAUACUCGUCAUUGAGUAUCAACAAGAAAUUCAAGGAGACGCUGUCAUCACAUUCACCGAUCAGCCUAAAUUAGAUGGCUUAUAAUACCCACCAUUUAAUAUUUCGAAAGUAAUGAGAUUGAUAUUAAAAUUCACCUAGCAAUGCUACGAUAGUAUUUCAUUCCUGUAAAGGUAACUCCAACAAUAAGGGAAGCUAAUAUAACUUUCAA
Messenger RNA from Wyeomyia smithii (pitcher-plant mosquito), 2165 nucleotides. RefSeq names its product beta-galactosidase-like. Gene Ontology annotation, biological process: carbohydrate metabolic process. Lineage: Eukaryota; Metazoa; Arthropoda; Insecta; Diptera; Culicidae. Gene Ontology annotation, molecular function: beta-galactosidase activity. The transcript is spliced from 9 exons. Bases 143 to 2041 code for a protein of 632 amino acids. The record is from RefSeq and is a predicted model, not a curated record. Gene Ontology annotation, cellular component: vacuole.